Messenger RNA from Tremella mesenterica DSM 1558, 2556 nucleotides. RefSeq lists its product as uncharacterized. The record is from RefSeq and is a predicted model, not a curated record. Gene Ontology annotation, biological process: peroxisome fission; mitochondrial fission. Gene Ontology annotation, molecular function: GTPase activity; GTP binding; microtubule binding. The coding region runs from base 1 to 2556 and encodes 851 amino acids. Lineage: Eukaryota; Fungi; Basidiomycota; Tremellomycetes; Tremellales; Tremellaceae. Gene Ontology annotation, cellular component: mitochondrion; microtubule; membrane. The transcript has 8 exons.
AUGUCAAUGGACGGUGACCUCAUCGCUCUCGUCAACAAGCUUCAAGACACCUUCAACGCCAUCGGAGGAGAAACAGUCGAUCUUCCUCAAAUAGUAGUAGUAGGUUCACAAUCAUCAGGUAAAUCUUCAGUUUUAGAAACUAUAGUCGGUAGGGAUUUCCUUCCUCGAGGACAAGGUAUAGUCACACGUCGACCAUUGAUAUUACAACUCAUACAUACUCCUGGAACUUCAUUCAAACGUUCACCGAGGGUGGGAGUAAACCUUGCUCCUGGUGAGGAUGGCAAUUUACCUCAAUUAGACCAGAAUCAAUCUUUCAGUUCUAGAUCUGAAGUGGGGGUAGGAUCAGGAGCAGGGGUGAUAAGACCAGGUGGAUCAAAAAUGGGGAAUGGGGAAGGAGCGGAAUAUGCAGAAUUCUUACAUAUGAAUAGGAGAUUUACGGAUUUUGAUGAGAUUAGAAAAGAGAUUGAAGCUGAAACUUUUCGUGUAGCUGGACAAAAUAAAGGAGUUUCUAGAUUACCUAUCAACCUUAAGAUUUACGGUCCGGGUGUUUUGAACCUCACUUUGGUUGAUCUUCCCGGUCUGACAAAAGUUCCGGUUGGUGAUCAACCGACGGAUAUAGAAAGACAGAUAAAGAGUCUCGUCUUGGAUUAUAUCUCGAAACCUAAUGCCGUCAUCCUCGCCGUAUCCCCAGCCAACGUCGAUCUCGCAAAUUCAGAUGCCCUCAAGCUGGCUCGAUCUGUCGAUCCACGCGGUUUACGUACAUUGGGAGUAUUGACCAAACUCGAUCUCAUGGACGCUGGAACCAACGCACUCGACGUCUUGACGGGUCGAACUUACCCACUGAAGUUGGGAUUCGUCGGGGUGGUCAACCGUAGUCAACAGGAUAUCAUGAGUGAUGUACCGUUGGAAGAGGCUAAGAAGAAGGAAGAGGAGUUUUUCAGAUCACAUGCUGUUUACAGGAAUAUCGCACAUCGAUGCGGGACGAGGUAUUUGGCCAAGACACUGAACUCCGUACUCAUGUCCCACAUUCGAGAAAAACUCCCCGAUAUGAAAGCCCGACUCAAUACUCUCAUGGGGCAGACUCAACAGGAAUUGAAUGCCUUUGGCGACGCGACAUUCCUCGGUGAACAACACCGUGGUUCUCUCAUCCUCAAACUCAUGACCGAGUUCUCCAAAGACUUUGUCUCGUCCAUCGACGGCACGUCACUCGAAAUCUCUACCAAAGAAUUGUGUGGUGGUGCUCGAGUUUACUUUAUCUUCAACGAAGUCUUCGGUCAUGCUUUACAAAACAUUGAUCCCACCUUGAACCUUUCACUCACCGACAUCCGUACUGCCAUUCGUAAUUCCACUGGACCUAGACCUAGCUUGUUCGUACCUGAAGUGGCGUUUGACUUAUUGGUGAAACCUCAAAUCAAAUUACUCGAGCCGCCAAGUUUACGAUGUGUUGAAUUGGUGUAUGAGGAAUUGAUGAAAAUUUGUCAUAAUUGUACUUCUCCCGAGCUACAACGAUUCCCCAGACUAUUGACUCAAUUGGUCGAGGUCGUCUCAGAACUUUUACGAGAAAGACUAGGACCUACUUCGGAAUACGUCUCUAGUCUCAUCGCCAUUCAGGCAGCUUAUAUCAACACCAAUCAUCCUGAUUUCGUGGCCGGAUCCGCCGCUAUCGCUCGGGCAGGUGCACCUAAACCUCAACCGAUGCAGAAAGAACCCUCUCAUCAUUCCUCUGGUGAAGAAGAAGAAGUAGCUUCUUCAGGAUCUGGUUCAACAGCACCGAACGGAGCACCAAUACCUAACAUCCAUCAUCCUCGAUCAGCUUCAACCUCAGUCCCGGACAAUCGUAGACCUUCCAAUACCAAAGGACCAGAAGGGAAAACGAGGAAUCAUCAUCGAGCAGCAAGUGGUAGUGUCGCAAACCUGAACCCAAACACAAACCAAACUAAUCCGUCAUUAUUAGCAAUGAACUCAUCGCCACAUGGUGCCAAAGAAUCGUUUUUGAAUUAUUUCUUUGGUGGACCAAAUGGCUCCACACCUUCGUUAGUCCCUGGAUCGACGAAUUCAUCAAUGAGCACAGAUGCGAGAUUUGAGAGAGUUGGAGAGAGUAGAAGACAGAUGGGAAGCGGGUUUAAUGGGAGAGAGUUGUUACCGGAUCUCAAUAAGAGACAAGUGAGUAGAAGUGGGUUGGACGGUAGUACUGCUUUUGACAUGAAAAGUCUUGGGAAACAUUUGGAGGCUGUGAUAGACCAUCCUCUACAUCUGACACCACGGGAAGAAAUGGAGACGACACUUAUUCGAUCACUCAUCGCUAGUUAUUUCGGUAUAGUUCGUCAGACUAUACAGGAUUUGGUACCUAAAGCGGUGAUGCAUUUGUUGGUCAACUUCUCCCGCGACGCGGUACAACAACGUCUCGUCACUUCACUCUACAAACCUGAACUUUUCGCAGAGUUGUUAUACGAAGACGACGCUCUUGUGGCAGAACGAACUCGGGUCAAAGCUCUGUUGGACGCUUAUAAGGAGGCUUUCAGGGUGUUGAGCGAGGUGUCGUUGAAGAGUGGUUAG